AUGGACCUUGAUUUAGCACUCCGUGUGGAUGAGCCAGCUGUGCCCACGGAAUCAAGUCCCGCUGUGGAAAGGAUGGGCUAUGAGCGAUGGGAGCGAUCCAAUCGUUUAAGCCUAAUGCUCAUCAAGGCAUAUGUUAGCAAGAGCAUUAGAGGCUCUAUUCCACAGUGUGAUAAGGUAAAGGACUACAUAAAGGCCAUUGAAGAGCAAUUUGUUAGUUCUGACAAGGCAUUGGCUAACACCCUUCUGAACAAGUUGUCAAUGAUGAAACAUCCCAAAUCUAGGAGUGUGCGUGAGCACAUAAUGGAGAUGAGGGACAUUGCAGCCCAACUCAAGUCCCUAGAGAUUGAGAUUUCAGAGUCUUUUCUUGUUCAUUUCAUGCUCAACUCUCUCCCUGCAGAAUAUGGACCAUUUAAAAUAUCAUACAACACACAUAAGGAAAAAUGGUCCGUUAAUGAACUUCUGACUAUGUGUGUGCAAGAAGAGGAGAGGUUGAAGCAUGAAAAUCUAGAGAGUGCUAAUUUUGUCACUCAUUAA
Molecule: messenger RNA, 534 nt
Organism: Phoenix dactylifera (date palm)
Lineage: Eukaryota; Viridiplantae; Streptophyta; Magnoliopsida; Arecales; Arecaceae
Source: RefSeq, a predicted model, not a curated record